This is a messenger RNA of Aspergillus terreus NIH2624, 1158 nucleotides long. RefSeq lists its product as uncharacterized. Gene Ontology annotation, cellular component: proteasome regulatory particle, lid subcomplex; nucleus; cytoplasm. The coding region runs from base 1 to 1158 and encodes 385 amino acids. The transcript has 3 exons. NCBI's taxonomy places the organism in Eukaryota, Fungi, Ascomycota, Eurotiomycetes, Eurotiales, Aspergillaceae. Gene Ontology annotation, biological process: ubiquitin-dependent protein catabolic process. Gene Ontology annotation, molecular function: proteasome binding; ubiquitin binding; endopeptidase activator activity. The record is from RefSeq and is a predicted model, not a curated record.
AUGUCGAUAGUUCCCAUCAUUACCUUCAAAGCGGGUAUCUGUGACCUGGAUCACUCCAGCGACCCUCCCACCGUCAAGCCCAAGCCCACUCCCGGUUACAUCUACCUUUACUCCGAAGAUGACCUGGUACAUUUCUGCUGGCGCCCACGCAGUGCCCCCCACACCGAGCCUGAAAUCGACCUCGUGAUGGUUCCCUCAGAUGGAAGCUUCACACCUUAUCAACCCGCCGGAAAGGGCGCGCCCACAAACGGUCGCAUCUACGUCUUGAAGUUUUCGUCUAGCUCCCAACGCUACUUGUUCUGGCUACAGUCGAAGUCUCAGCAUGAGAGAGGGGAACUGAGCUGGUUCAGCCCAAGAGACCUCCGACUGGGGGAGAUCGUGAACACCUUGCUCCAGGGCGAGGAUGUGGAUGUGGAACAUGAGAUUGCGAACCUGCCGAGAGGCCCCUCCGGUGGCGGCGACGACGACGAGACCAUGGAGGAUGUGGAAGGUGUCGACCACGAUCCCAAUCACAACCACGGUGGUAGCAGUGGCGGAGCAGGUCCCGACGCUACGGGUGGAGAUAUUCGAGAGGAAGGGGAAGAGUCGCGGGAAGGAGGUGCCGACGGCGGAAGAGCAGCUGCCGCUGAGUCGGACCCCUCGUCGGUGGUGCAGAGCUUGUUGCAAUCUUUACAAGGGAAUACCGACCAGUCCCAAGACUCGGAGAGAGCGUUUACUACUCUACAAGAUCUCCUUCCGCCUUCCAGCACCCUCCCUUUUGUCGAGUCGGCCGAUGCCAAAACGGUGGACCAUCUCUUGAGCUUUCUCCCUCCGGCCCUACUCCUACUGGCCCAAGACGUGGAUGAUCUGUCUGCCGUGGACAACCCGGAACUGGCGGCUGCCGUGAUGGAAUCGCUUGACCUCUCGCAGAAGAAAGUCAUUCUCAAGAAAGUUCUUCACUCGCCUCAGUUUGCACAGAGUCUGGCCAGUUUGACGGUGGCGAUCCGCGAUGGCGGAUUGCCAAGCAUUAGUGAAGCUCUGAAAAUCCCGGUUGAGAAUGGAGGGUUUAUGCGUCACGGAGGUGUUCCACUGGGUGGUGGAGAUGCUGUCGAGGCCUUCCUCCGAGGCGUCCGGAACCAUGUCAAGGAGUCGGAAGGAAACCGCAUGGAGACGGAUUAA